Fukomys damarensis (Damara mole-rat) is the source of this 936-nucleotide messenger RNA. Its product is annotated as olfactory receptor 2T29. Gene Ontology annotation, molecular function: olfactory receptor activity; G protein-coupled receptor activity. Gene Ontology annotation, biological process: G protein-coupled receptor signaling pathway. The transcript has a single exon. The record is from RefSeq and is a predicted model, not a curated record. NCBI's taxonomy places the organism in Eukaryota, Metazoa, Chordata, Mammalia, Rodentia, Bathyergidae. Gene Ontology annotation, cellular component: membrane. Bases 1 to 936 code for a protein of 311 amino acids.
AUGGGCGGAGGGAACGAAACGGGGACAGAUUUCUUUCUCCUGGGGCUCUUCCCGGAGCUGCAGUACAUCGGCAUCCUCAUGGUUUCCAUCCUUCUGGUCUACGUCAUGGCCUUCGCUGGGAACGCCGUCCUCAUGCUCCUGAUCUGGGUGGACUCGCACCUCCACACCCCCAUGUACAUUCUCCUCAGCCACCUUGCCCUCAUUGACCUGGCUUUGAUUUCCACCACAGUCCCCAAGACAGUCAUCAACUUUUUUUCUGGGAAGAGGAACAUUUCCCAAGUUGCCUGUGGAGCCCAGAUCUUCUUCUUCUUUGCCCUCGGUGGUGGUGAGUGUCUCCUGUUGACCCUCAUGUCGUAUGACCGCUAUGUGGCCAUCUGCCACCCCCUGAGAUACCCGAUCAUCAUGAGCUCCAGAGUCUGUCUGCAGAUGGCCCUCCUGUCCUGGGGUGGAGGCGUCCUGAAUUCUCUCAUCAAUACCAUCCACACCAUGCGUUUCUCCUUCUGCAGCUCCAGGGAAAUCCACCACUUCUUCUGCGAGAUGCCUGCCCUCCUGAAACUGUCUUGUGAGGACACCUCCUUGUACGAAACAGUGGUGUCCGUCAUCUGCAUCGUGUUUGUUCUUCUUCCCUUAGGACUCAUCUCAUCUUCCUAUGUGCUCAUCUUCCUCACAGUCCUUCGAAUGAAUUCCCCAGAGGGCAGGAGGAAGGCGCUGGCCACCUGUUCCUCCCACCUGGCUGUGGUGAGCCUCUACUAUGGGCCAGCCACGGUCAUCUACAUGACGCCCCGCUCACUUCACACACCAGAGCAGGAUGAAGUACUCUCCAUGGUCAAUACCAUCUUCACGCCCAUGCUCAACCCACUCAUUUACAGUCUGAGAAACAAGGAGGUGCUGGCUGCUCUGAGAAAAGUGAUGAGUCAAAGAAUCAUUUUCAGGUAG